Molecule: messenger RNA, 792 nt
Organism: Colletotrichum siamense
Lineage: Eukaryota; Fungi; Ascomycota; Sordariomycetes; Glomerellales; Glomerellaceae
Gene: DOT5
Product: Peroxiredoxin DOT5
Exons: 2
Coding region: 1-792 (263 amino acids)
Biological process (GO): cellular response to oxidative stress; cell redox homeostasis
Cellular component (GO): cytoplasm
Molecular function (GO): thioredoxin peroxidase activity
Source: RefSeq, a predicted model, not a curated record
AUGCCCGUCGAGCUCCGCAAGCGCAAAGCCCCCGAGCCCGCCCCGGCUCCUGCUCCCAAGAAGGCCUCCUCCAAGGUCGCAAAGGCCACAGAGAAGGUCAAGAGCGCCGUCAAGGGAAAGCCGGCUAAGGCCGCUCCCGAGAAGCCCGUUGAGGAGCCCGUCGAGAAGGAGAAGCCCGUCGCUGCCAAUGGCUCCGACAAGAAGGUCAAAGCCGCCAAGGGCGAGACCAUCAACCUCGACGGCUUCGGCGGCGAGGUCGAGACUAACGACGGCGACAAGACCACUCUGAAGGAGCUUGUUGACAAGAGCAAGGCCGGCGUCGUCCUCUUCACCUAUCCUAAGGCCUCGACUCCUGGCUGCACUACGCAAGUCUGUCUCUUCCGAGACUCCUACGAGCCGCUUACCAAGACGGGCUUGGCCAUCUACGGCUUGUCCGCGGACUCGCCCAAGGCCAACACCACCUUCAAGACGAAGCAGAAGCUGCCUUACCCGCUGCUCUGCGAUCCCAAGGCCACCCUUAUCGGUGCCAUUGGGUUCAAGAAGCACCCCAAGGGCACCCAGCGUGGUGUUUUCGUUGUCGACAAGUCCGGUAAGGUCCUUGCCGCCGAGCCCGGCGGUCCUGCUGCCACCGUCGAGGUUGUCAAGGCGCUCGUCGAGGAGAGCGGCGACGCCGAGCCUGCUGCCGAGACUGCUGCCGAUGCCAAGGAGGAGCCGGCCAAUGGUGACGCCAAGGACGAGAAGGAGGAUGGCGCCGACGAGGCCGAGAAGAAGGAUGAGAAGAAAGACGAGUAA